Molecule: messenger RNA, 2224 nt
Organism: Ostrinia furnacalis (Asian corn borer)
Lineage: Eukaryota; Metazoa; Arthropoda; Insecta; Lepidoptera; Crambidae
Exons: 5
Coding region: 162-803 (213 amino acids)
Cellular component (GO): extracellular region
Molecular function (GO): hormone activity
Source: RefSeq, a predicted model, not a curated record
CGCCGGCGGUCGGAGCGCAUAUCGCGUGUUGUUUGGUCGCGGUUUGCUGCGAGAUCACCGAGAUCUCGGUCUCCAGUCUGGCGAGUGCGAGAAUCGACACGCUCUCCACGGCGACCAACAUACGCCGUCAACUUUGUUUACCAUUUAAUUCGACAGGAGUCAUGUUGGUGAACAGAGGCAUUCAGAUAGCCAUAGUAGCAGCGCUGUUGUGGCAGGCGCGGACCGACGCCGCCUCCGCCGCGGUCAAGUUCUGCGGAAGACAGCUCGGCGAAAUCAUGAGCAGAGUUUGCCACGCGUACAAUAGUCCCUCGUGGGACAUACCCACAGUGGUAGAACAACACGGAACUUCUACAAGACGGAAAAGACAACUGGGCAUAGCAGACGAAUGCUGCACAAUUGGCUGUACGUGGGAACAGCUCAGCAAGUACUGCUCUAUCAGUGCGUAUUCUGAAUCUCCAUUGGACGAGUUGGAAGCGCACAUGAUCGCGGAUCGGUCAGCGGAGAACGCGGGCUCGGCGCCGGCGCUGGUGGGCAACGCGUUCGGUAGCGCGGCGGGGGCGGGGGCGGUGGCGGGAGCGGGAGCGGGAGCGGAGGCGGCGGCGAGCGAGGUGGGGCGGGGGGCGCGCGGGCGCACUGGCGGGUACGGGCGCGCUCGGGGGCGCCGCUGCUGGUGCCGGCGCAAGCGGCGCUCGGGCCGACGGCGAUCCUCUCUCAUGGGACCUCAUAAGAAGUGCAGCGCGCGCUGCGCCCGUGGUGGGCACCGUGUCUCCCCUUCUGACGUGGGGAAGAACCUUGAACACUGACUUGCCGCCGCUGGAGCGAGACCGCUACGCAUACGUCGCCAUUUACACAUAGUCUUAGGAUAUCUUAAACGGUACAAAUGACGUAAGCCGUACGUCCGGCUCGAAGGACCAAUCUUUCAUUAUGGUACCAACCGAGACAGGUGACCAAUAAAGACAGGUUCAAUCAUUCUGUGUUCAUUUAUAUUACAUUUAUUAGACAUAAAAUGAUUUUUCAAAUGUGUUGUAAGGAUAUGAGAUUUAAAUCAAUUUUAGUGUAUUUAAUGUUGAGAUCUAUGUGUUCUGAAACUUACUUCAUGAUUGUGAACGAUGCCCUUAAUAACUUUAAAGUUAGGUAUACUAAGAUGAUAGACUUAUUUAUAAAUCGAAUAAGUAUGUCGAAUUAUGUGGGCCAUUCCAUCAUUCUGCUAAAUUCCUAAUGUAAACUUUCCAAAUCUUAUUUUCUUAGCAAUAAUAAUAGGCUAAACAAGAAGGUUGGUUAGUGUAUUAUCCAACUGAUUAAAAAAUGUAAGUAACUAAUAAUCAUAUUAAUUCUUGUUAGCUAAAUACUUUCUAGAAAUUUAAAUAUAAAUAUUUUACCUAAUUGUAUUAAAAUCAUGUAGUUUUUACCCACAGGUUCGUAGUUAGCAUAUAUCAUUCUAUAUUUCUUACCCCAUGCUUAUAUUAUAAUAUUUUUAAUUAAUAGAAAAUAGGACUUUAUCUUUCGUAAUUAUUACCUAAAUUACUCAUGUUGCAGCCAGAUUAUUUAGCAACAAAUAAUAAUAAAAAACAUACAUACAUUACAAUUGCCAUAAUUAUAGCACUGAUAAGGAUAAUGCUGUGUAGGUAGUGUAUCAACAUUAUAAUUCAGUGAUAUUUUUAUAUACAAAUCACCAAAAUCUUAUAACACAUUGUCACUACACCUUUUGUUCAGUAAGUAGUUUCACUACCAUUUCUUACUAAUUAUUCACCUAUCAUUUAAGAUUUAAAGAUCUCUGAAGCAUCUGUGAUAAUUCCAACUGAUAAAAAUAAAAAAAAUCUUAUUUAUAAUUUUAGUAGUACCUAACCAUACUAGAUUAAAGUAUUCCUUGCCUUUGAAAAUAUUGUGUGUCAUGUGUAAAUAGAGUUGUAAAACUUAGUAUGAAUAAUGUGACUGACUGUGAGUGCUGUAUUAAAACUGUCAUUUAUUUAUCUUCAGUAUUUUACUUCACAACAUGUAGUUACCUGCUAUUUUAGAGUGAAAAUGAUUUUAGAGAGGAAUGUGGCCUAAAAGAUAUAAUACCAAACAUUAAUUAGAUCUGAUGAUUGGUAUAAGGGUAAAAGGUAACAGACAAACAAUGUAACUUUCACAGUUAUAAUAUUAGUAUUGAUAAAUUAAUGCCUUAACUCACUACAUUAUUUACAAUAAAAGUAUUUAGGUACAUACAAAAAUUCUAUUUAAAAAA